Molecule: messenger RNA, 1524 nt
Organism: Pestalotiopsis fici W106-1
Lineage: Eukaryota; Fungi; Ascomycota; Sordariomycetes; Amphisphaeriales; Sporocadaceae
Exons: 1
Coding region: 1-1524 (507 amino acids)
Molecular function (GO): protein binding
Source: RefSeq, a predicted model, not a curated record
AUGAAGAAGCGAUUGGGGCCCGGACACCUGAAGACGCUUGAAUGCGCCAGUCUGAAUGCGCUACUUCUAGCCCUCAACUCCCAAACAAGGGCAGCAGAGACAGCUUGUAUUGCAACACACGAAGCAAUGACAACUGAACUUGGGCCCGAGCACCCAUACACAUUGGAGGCGAUGGGCCACCUCGUACAGAUCUACCAGAUGCAAUCACGCUUCUUGGAGGCAGUGGAUACUGCCAACUCGCUGGCAAAGAUCGUCAGCUCUGCUCCGACAGAAACGCGUCCGCAGAUUUUGCAUUCUAGAUGCAUACGUGCGGAGAGUGAAUUGAAGAUGGGGAAUUACGCGACUGCGGAACUCGAAUUGGGUGAUGUCACAAAAGUUGCCCAGGCUAGCUUCAAAGAUAAUCGUCUGGAAAAUCUUCAUUACCAAAGUACAUUGGCCCUUGCCUACAACCACUGCGCGAAAAAUGAGCAGGCUGAGGACCUCGCGGGACGGGUUCUCCGCAAACAACUCAAGAUAUACACUACGCGUCAUGGUCAUGGGGAACGCGGCUUUAACGAAGAAAAAGUCGCCGAGGAGGAUAUGACGAGCCAGAUUGCGAUGAUUAUCAACAUUGCUUCAUUGGAACCACUGCAUUCCAUCAUCGAAAAACUGAUAGAUCAAGGUUUCAUUCUGACGCUCCGUCCGCCGGUCUUGGAAACUCUUUGGGUAAUAGCCCUGAUUUUGCAGCAAAAGGAGGAUCCAGCUUCACUCGAAUUGGCUAUCAGAUUACUUCAGGCAUUAUGGGAUCGCUUUGUUCAAGGUGGUCAAGUUGAAAGCCAGGAUGCGCUCAGGGUUCGUUACGACCUUGCAUUGGCCAUACGCCGUAAAGCAGAAGCGGAAACAAGUCAUGAAAAUGGUGAUAAGCGUUUAGGGGAGUCUGCGGAACAUCUCCGCAACGUGUAUCGAUCUAGAUCACAGGUUUUGGGACAUGAAAAUCCUGAAACGCUUUCUGCGAGACUCGAACUAAUCAUCACCAAUUGUACACUCGGCAGAUGGGAAGAGAUGCUCAGUUUAGCAGAGGUUUCUGAACGGGAGAAACUAGAGAAAUCUCCCGAACAAGUGGACUUUUUCUCUUCAAGCUCCCUGGAUCAGAAGAGUUGGACAUUAGUCCAAUCUGAGUCGCGCAAAAUCGCGGAUCUGCAUGAAGCGAAGCUGGGUGAGAACCAUCCUGAGACUUUAAAGUCCCUUUUGUGGGUUCUCGCAGUCCAAGCCCUCCUGGGCGAUAUUGCAACUGCUACCAAAACCUCAGAAAAGAUACUUAGGCGAUUGAAAAUGGUUCGAACGCAGCGGCUGGUAGAGUCUAUUCAUCUGGAACGCAAGCUUGCUUUAGUGGUUGUCGUGUUUGACAGGCAUUGGGCUGAUAUCAUAUUGAGAGGAACAAGAGAAACUAUACAAGAAAAGCGAGAUUUCAUGCCGGAGACGUGGCAAAUGCUCGACAAGAUGAUAAACGGAGAGCUUAGCCGUCUGGAACACAUGUCUCGGUAA